UAGUGACCAGGCAAGCAGUGUGCAGACAGCCUAUCUCAAGCAGGAAAGGGCUUCCUUGGGCACUGGGAACUAUAUCAACCACUCUUCUGCUUGGCCAAUUUGCAAGUUUCCCGACGGCGCGCAACGCUGGGAUCAGCAGACGGCUCGCUCAGGGUGGGCGCACGUGCUUUGGGCUGACUGGGAUUGGCUGAAGCGGGGAUCGGCGGGCGCUGCCACCUAGAGGGGUUCCCCGGUGGCUUGUUCUCCCCCACACUUUCGAUUCCAGGUGGCGUUUCUGUCUCUUCGGGUAGCGAUCAUGGGUCGGUGCAGGCUGGGAAAGCUCUUGAUCCUGGCUAUUUUGCUGAGCUGCGGCGGAGCGUUGGAACACAGCGAAUCUCCGCAGCGCCUGGAAGGUACAGCCGAGCGCAGCCCCGCUCCUGCCUGGAUAAGCAUCGCCCCGACCGCAAGACUACAGGAAGAUAAAAGGAGUUCCAACGUCUCCAAGCCGGCGGCGCCUGGUAAGGGUGGCCGAGCGUCGUACCCGAUGUGCACCGGGAGAUUGGAGACGGCGGAGACGUUCAAAUAUAUCAACACGGUGGUGGCUUGCGUGGUCUUCGUGCUGGGCAUCAUCGGCAACUCCACGUUGCUCAGGAUCAUCUACAAGAACAAAUGCAUGAGAAACGGGCCCAACAUCCUCAUCGCCAGCCUGGCGCUGGGGGACCUGCUUCUUAUCAUCAUUGACAUCCCUAUCAAUUUGUACAAGCUCCAUGCAAAAAGCUGGCCUUUUGGAGCUGCAAUGUGCAAACUGGUCCCCUUCAUUCAAAAGACGUCGGUGGGCAUCACAGUGUUAAGUUUAUGUGCUCUCAGUAUUGACAGGUAUCGAGCAGUCGCUUCGUGGAGCCGUAUCAAGGGAAUUGGAGUUCCGAUGUGGACAGCCAUUGAAAUAGUAUUGAUCUGGACUGUGUCUCUUGUUUUAGCUGUUCCCGAAGCUAUAGGCUUUGAUUUGAUUAACUUCCAAUACAAAGGAGAGAAACUUAAAGUAUGUCUACUUAAUCCCCACCAGGAAACAUCUUUCAUGCAGCUUUACAAGGAAGCUAAAGACUGGUGGCUCUUUAGCUUUUAUUUCUGUUUGCCAUUGGCAACCACUGCUGUUUUCUACACUUUGAUGACUUGUGAGAUGCUAAGAAAGAAGAGCGGGAUGCAGAUUGCUUUAAAUGACCACUUAAAACAGAGACGUGAUGUGGCCAAAACGGUGUUCUUCUUGGUGCUUGUUUUUGCAUUGUGUUGGCUCCCUCUUCAUCUCGGGAGGAUAUUGAAGUUUGCUCUUUACGAUAAGAAUGACCCAAAUCGAUGUGAACUUCUGAGCUUUUUGCUUGUGUUGGACUACAUUGGUAUCAACAUGGCAUCCCUGAACUCCUGCAUUAAUCCAAUUGCUCUCUAUUGGGUGAGCAAAAGAUUCAAGAACUGCUUUAAGUCAUGUCUGUGUUGCUGGUGUCAUUCGAAAGAUAUGCUGUCCCUGGAAGAUAAACAGUCCUGCUUAAAGUUCAGAGCUAAUGAUCAUGGGUAUGACCAUUUCCGCUCCAGCAACAAGUACAGUUCAUCUUAAGAAACGAAAAUGCACCCUCAGCUCUUGUGACAAAGACCAUUAAGAUAAAGGCAGCAAAUUUGAUGAGUUUGGUUUGCUCAAAAAUCGAAUUGUAAAACCUCACUUGCAAUCUGUACCAAUCGUAAGUGCCUGAAGGUAUUUGAAUACAUGAAAAUCACCAGGAGAAACAAAAAAACCCAUUGUUAAAGCACUUAAACACUUCAGAAUCAGCACUUCCAGAUCAUCCUCAAAUCCUGUAAAUGAAGUAAGUUGUGUAUUCAUUGAAGUAGUCCUGGGAGCCUGCGUAAUAAUUCUUUGUAUAUAGUAUACCAUCACUAUGUUUGGGACAAAGCCAGCUUUGUCUAUAAAUCACUGUAACUUUCGUCCUUUGGAAGGGAUUAAAACACACAGGCAGGUCUAAAAUAUAAUCCCAUAUCGAAUGUGCAGUUUGCAUCAUGAUGCAUCAAGCAUUUUGCUUCAUGACACAAAGGAAAAACAACACCACUGCAAAAAAUUUUAAAAAGAAAUUUUACCCACAUAGUUGGGAACAAAAUUAAAAGGGCAUAAUCAGACUCAAACCAAUUAGUUCUUAUUUGCUGUUAAAUAAGAAAAUGCAAACAUAUUGGGGGGGGAGAAGCAGCAGAGGAAAGUAAUAAAAAUUCAUUCUUUAGUGCCAUGAGCAUGUGAUUCAUUAGCAGAAACCCAGCUACAUUCCUCUGAUGCAGAUUACAAGUAAAGCCAAUUUCUCAUCAGAGGAUCAGAUUAGGCCUGCCCUGCUUAACGAUCCACAAAGCUGAAUGCAGCCCCACUAGGCAGGCAACAAACCCAAGAGGCUGAUCAGGCUCCUGGUAAGCCAGUUUACAUAAAACAGGGGGCUGUGUUUGGCCCAAUGAGUCACAAGUUGCGAAGAAUCUAAAAAGAUGGAUGCAUGUGCAGCAGCAAAGUAGAAUGCAUCAUUGGAGCAUACUUUUUUCCAUAGGGAAAAUACAUAUUCACCAACUGUGCCUUAGAACUAACAACAUCCAAGCAGGAAUGUCUGACUGCUGUUGCACAAGUUGCACCACCCUGCCAAAUGCAUUUUCUGAACCCUAAGCACCUCAAGGUUCAGGACAGCAACUCUGUUGCUCCAUAUUGGGGAAGACAUUUCAACCUCUAAAGCUGAAGUAACCAGCCAUGAUCCACUACUACUCUGAAGCUCUUUAAAAUAUGCUACCAUAUUUCUCCCUCACAGAGUUUAUGAAAGAACAGCCUCAAACAGCUGGAUGUUUUAAGUAUUCUUUAUGUGUGCUGCAAUUCCACAGAAGUACAGAAAAUAUGUACUGUAGCCACAGAAUUCCCGAGAAUAUCAACUUCUUUUGUUUUUAGAAAAGCAAGUUUCUAGCCCUUAUGGCUGUCAAAAUAAGCUUGCAAGUGCAUGGAUAAUGCCCAUGGAAAUGUUCAGAAGCAGGAGAGACGUCUCAGAUUUGGGGGGUUAGAGGUGGGGUUUCAGUGCCCUGUUUACAACAUUGCCCCUCCCCAGGACUUACUAUACAAAAUAGUAAACAUUACAGAAUGAAUGAUACAAAAUAAGAGUAAGUAUGUAAAUUUGCAAAUAUAUUUUAGUACAUAGUACACACAGCCCUAAGUAUACCAUCUCCCAGUUUUAGAUAUUUGUCAUCUCUGGUAUAGAAAAGAGUGCACCUCUUCUUAGUGAUGCCUUCCUGCGUGUGCCAAGAGGUCACUCUUACUAUUCCCCUGGCAAACAAAGCACCCAUAUAUUCACAGAGCUCUAGCAGCCAUAGGUGCUUGUAUAUAUCAAAAGUGGUAGAACCCAGUCUUUAUCUUUAAUAUCUAAGGAACAUUUAAUUAUCCUUUUGUAAAUAUUAAACAACUAAACCUAGAAUAGUAAAUAAUAAAAUAUGGGCAGGUCCCAUUAAUGCCUGUAUGAAUGGGCGGGGGGGGGGGAGGGAGAGAGAGAAUGUGCUUGUACUAAACAUGAUGUGCAUUGCCAGGAGCAGGUCACAUUUUUGUGUAUGCAAAGAGAAUUUCUUUGUUUCAAAAAUAAUACUGCUAGUUAAAAUAGGUGUAAACUUCCUAUAAGAAAUAAAAAUUAUUAGAACUGUUCUGAAUUGUAGCUGGAAAGGCUCUGUAGCAGGUGUUGCCAAUAUGGUGCCUGUGGAUACCUUCUAUGAAGCCCAGUUACGAUCUCAGUAAAUAUGGCCUCAAAAUUCCACAAUGCACAAGAGACUGUUUGCUCUUCCAGCUCAGUUCUUGUUUGCACUGGCUCAGCUUCUCCUACAUACAUCCCUAAACAUGACAGGAUUGGACACCUACCAUUCCUUCCAUUCUGAACUGAGAAGAGGCGCAAAGACCUUCGCUCUAUGAACAAGUGCAGCAGUAGCUGAUGCAGGUGCUUUGCACCUUUUUUUUUCCUGUUGGGGGACAUGCCUGUACCAUUCUGCUUGUUUAGAUGUGGCAGCCAUUUUGUGAUAUCCCACAUACCCCAUGGCGGCCAUUUAGUGACUGGUGCCCAUAGCACUUUCUCAAAAUUUCAAAGGUGACCACUGGCCCAUAAAGAAUGGUGACUUCAAGGCUACCUGGAUUCUUGCCCUGUGGCAUGAUCUGCUAUUGUUAAAGCAUCCCUGGCUGGCCCUACUAUGAAGUAAGAGUGAGGCAUCCAUCCCAGAUAGCAGAUUUAGGGCAACCUUAAAGGAUGGCAAAUCCUUUUAUUUUAAUACUGGGGAGUGCAGAACUUGGAGUUUUGUUUCUUAAACACUGAAUGCUCCCUUUCAAGAGCCUCUUCAUACAUUGUAAAUGAGCAGGGAAAGUGUAUGUUGGAAAUAUUAUUUAGGAAGCAAUUCCUAAACAUAAGUAGUAAAGAAUAAGCUCCAUUUAUCAUGUAUGACUAUACUCUAAAUAUGCAUAUGAAUGUACUAUUAAAGAACAUUCCACCUAGAAGUUUCUCUGCCAAGCACCUAAAUGAAAGGGAGCUAUAAAAGGUUCAUGGAAGAUGUACCCAGUGGAUUUGGUACUCAGCCACCAUGAAUGGGGGCUUGCAUCAUUAUAGCACUGCCCUCAUCAUUUUGAGCUCAUAAGAAAAUAUACUGGAACAUUAAAUAAAAUUGUAAUGAAAUAAUUGUGGAUUGUUUUCUGUCAUCUGCUGAAAAUGGCAAGUAGAAUGAAAACAAGUGUGUAAGAAAUCAAAGGACUUUGGUCCCUGAUCUUAAUAGAUCAACUAAUUCAAGAACAGUGAAUAUGUUGUACACAUUUUUAUUUCUGGUCAAAAAUGUUAGAGAAAAUGGCAAAUGUAUGGGUGAAUUUCCUGUAUCUCAUUUGGAUGAAAUGUAUUCAGGACUAUAAAUUGUUACGUUGAAUCUGUUCAGUAUUAACUGCUGUUUCUAGCAUUACACUACUGUAUGUAUAUGUUAUUUGUAAUUCUAUUUAAACUGUAGUUGUCAUUGUUAUGAUGAAUGUGGGUAUUUUUACCUUUAUGAAUUUAUUUUUAUGUGUCUUAGGAAGGUUUCACACAUUACUAAAUUCCUCUGUGGAAAGCACCUUGGGCAGAUCCUAACAUGUGACAAAAUCAUUGUACAGGCUUUUAACAAUUUGCCUUCUAUGCAGAAAUUGGUCACCUUGAAGCAUAUCUUAGAUAGUCAUAUAUUACAGAUACAGAGCAUAUAUGCUCUCUAAUUUUUAGACAGAUGUGUAUUCUGAAUAUAUAGUUCUCUCAUUUCAUUUUGUCCAGUAUUUUUAAAAAUAGUAAUUUUUGCAGAAAUUUUGGCUUUCAGUUAAAGAAAACUCAACAAUAAUGUAGGCUGAUUGGGGUUGCCAACUUUUAUUUUUACUAAUCUCUACUGCAAUACUUAAAAGCAGCUUAGCUGCAGACAUUAGCAAAUUAUAAUGAUCUCCAUAUUGCCAAAAGCUACAGUUGUGCAUUUUCAGAUCAGACUGCUAAUAAAGGGGUGUAAGAACUGGCCAGGAUCUUUUAUUUUCUGGUCAGUUGGCACCCUUAAGACUGACAGGGAGGGGAACAACAAGGCAACCCUAAUAGAUUUAGCAAUAAGGAACUACCUCUACCACCUUUUACAUCUAUAAAAACAGUUUCUGAAGCGACGUAAACCUAAGGUAACUUUAGACCUGAAUAAAACAGGAAGAGGUCCCUGUCUUUUAAAUUUGCCCUAUUUAGGCGUCAUGACUUUGGAUACAGGGUUCUGUCAGAACCACAUGGUCUUUCUGUUUUUGUUUUGUUGCACAGUUGAAUUGUCUCACACUGUAUGUUAUGCAUUCCAUUGCCACUUGACCCCAUGUAAAUAUAAAUCUGUCAAUUUCUAAUAACCCUCCAUGCAUCUGACAAAGUGGACUCUAGCCCACAAAAUCUUACGCCUCAUUCAAUCUUUUCUAAGGUGCCAUACAACUGUUUGCUGGUUUUGUUGCAACCAAUUAACAUGACUACCCCCCUGGAAAGGGUCAACAUCUUGUGGACUCUUCUGUGUCUACUAGUACUGUGGGUAGUGCAGUAAACAGUGGUCACAUAAAUAGUGUGGUGUACAGUGUGUAGUGGCUCUAAUUCAAAGUACAAGGAGACAUUGUUUUAACUCCCUUCUGAAUAACAGACAAAUAAGGGUUUUAAGUGUAUUCCACCAUGAGGUUCUUGGUUCAAGAUUGCCCUUCAUUGUUAUUCAAAUGCCUUUCCUUUUUCUCAGGAAAGUAGAUUUAUACUGCUUCUCCUAACAGUAUUAUUUUCCACUUGCGGCUUAUACCAGGGCAAGUGGAUUAGAAGAGGUAAAUUAGGCUGCUUGUUGCAGCUAAUACUCUCUUUAUUAUAGUUUUAUUAACAUGUAAAAUGUUUGUGUAUUUUGCUUUAAUGGUCACUUAAAGAAAUAAAUGUUAUGGUUACUACAGUGUAAUCGAACUGAAUUCUCAAUAAAGAUAUUUUUUAAGAUAAAGAA
Messenger RNA from Rhineura floridana, 6492 nucleotides. It is a transcript of the gene EDNRB, whose product is annotated as endothelin receptor type B. Gene Ontology annotation, cellular component: membrane. Gene Ontology annotation, biological process: G protein-coupled receptor signaling pathway; enteric nervous system development; vasoconstriction. The record is from RefSeq and is a predicted model, not a curated record. NCBI's taxonomy places the organism in Eukaryota, Metazoa, Chordata, Lepidosauria, Squamata, Rhineuridae. Gene Ontology annotation, molecular function: endothelin receptor activity. The transcript is spliced from 8 exons. The coding region runs from base 296 to 1585 and encodes 429 amino acids.